UCGAAUUAUUAUUUUUUCUCUCACUUUUGUUUUCUUGAAUUUUUAUUUACCAGGCGCGCUAAAAGCGCCAUUCAUCACAUCAGCUGAUCUCGUUUCCAUUUUUUUUUCUUCUGUUUCAUCGAAAAACAAAAUGGCUGCCAUACAACGAUUCUCAUUACUAUUUAUCAACAUUUGUCUGAUAUUAAUUGUCAAUCAAUCCAAAUUAUCAUCAUCAUCGUCAUCAUUUUAUCCAUAUUCGAUCUCGAAUUCUACAUUGAACGGAAACAAUAAUAGACAUGCAUCCGUGUCAUCAUCAUAUUAUAAUCGGAAUUCAUUUCAAUCUGCAUCAUCAUUAUCAUCAGCAUCGAUACCAUAUCGUCCGGGACGUUGUUAUCUGAAUAACUGUCUUAAUGAUGGUCAAUGUAUUUUGAAUCCAAAUACGCUGAAAUCUUAUUGUCGCUGUCAACCAAAAUAUGUUGGUUCAAGUUGUGAAUAUCAGAAUCCUUGUUUUGGUAUGAAUCGUUGUUUCAAUGGUGGAACAUGUCAACCAAUUAUUGCAACAGAUGCGCCACCAUCAUUCAAAUGUUUGUGUCCGUUAGGUUUUUCCGCCAGUAUGUGUGAAGUGGAAACACCAAAUAUUUGUCAACGUGAACAUCCAUGCCGUAAUGGUGGCCGCUGUAUACUACAUACAGAUCUGGAACAUUAUCAAUGUAAUUGUCUUUCUGGUUGGCGUGGUGAACUUUGUGAAGAACGUGAUAAUUGUGCAUCAAGUCCAUGUAAAAAUGGUGCCCGUUGUUUAUCACAUUCAAAUGGUACCGGUUUCACGUGUGAAUGUUCGAAUGGUUUCCGUGGUAAAACAUGUUCUGAAGAUAUUAACGAAUGUCUUGAACUUGGCGAUGAUUUGGCUUGUAAUCAAAAAGGAACUUGCAUAAAUGUUCCUGGAUCAUAUGUCUGCAAUUGUGAAGCUGGUUAUACUGGACAACGUUGUGAAACGGUUUAUAUUCCAUGUAAAACGGAUAAUCCAUGUCAAAAUGGUGGUGAUUGUAUUGCGGAUCAUCUUUCGAAAACAUAUCAUUGUAAUUGUCCAGCUGGAUUUACUGGACGUGAUUGUGAAAUAAAUAUCGAUGAUUGUGGUGGUAAUCUAUGCCAAAAUGGUGGUACCUGUAUUGAUGGUAUCAAUACUUAUACCUGUUUGUGUCCAUCGAAUUUUACCGGUUCAUAUUGUUCACAAGAUGUUGAUGAAUGUUCGCUGCAACCACAACCAUGCCAGAAUAGUGCAACAUGUGCUAAUACGAUUGGUGGAUUUAAUUGCAUCUGUGUCAAUGGUUGGACUGGACCAACUUGUGCUGAAAACAUUAAUGAUUGUGCGAAUGCACCUUGUUUUAAUGGUGCUACUUGCCAUGAUCGUGUUGGAUCAUAUUAUUGUCAAUGUCCACCUGGUAAAACGGGAUUAUUAUGUCAUCUGGAUGAUGCUUGUGCAUCAAAUCCAUGUCAUACUGGCGCAAUUUGUGAUACAAGUCCAGUGGAUGGUACCUAUGUUUGUAGCUGUCCGGCCGGUUAUAAAGGAACUGAUUGUAUGCAAGAUAUUGAUGAAUGUCAUGAUAGUGGUUCACCUUGUGAACAUGGCGGUACUUGUGUCAAUACACCUGGAUCAUAUCGUUGUGAUUGUGCCAUUGGUUUUGCUGGUGCCCGAUGUGAAGUUAAUAUUAAUGAAUGUGAUUCAAAUCCAUGCCAAAAUGAAGGCACUUGUCUUGACGAACGUGGAUCAUAUCGUUGUGUCUGCAUGCCUGGCUACACCGGUAUACAUUGUGAAUCAAAUAUUAAUGAAUGUCAAUCAGAUCCAUGUCAGAAUAAAGCCGUAUGUACCGAUCUAAUCAAUGGCUAUCGUUGUCUUUGUUUCGAUGGUUUUGAUGGUGUAAAUUGUGAAAAAAUCAAUGGUCAAUGUACGAAAAAUCCAUGCCGUAAUAAUGGUACUUGUCAUAAUGAAAUACAGAUACCGAAUCGUCAGGAAACAUCUGUGUGUACUUGUUUGGAUGGUUUCAGUGGCCGUUAUUGUGAAUAUAAUAUCAAUGAUUGUGAAUCCAAUCCAUGUUUCCAUGGUAAAUGUAUCGAUAUGAUUAAUUCGUUUAAAUGUAUCUGUAAUCCUGGUUAUACUGGAAUGUUGUGUCAAACACAAAUCAAUGAAUGUUUAUCAAAUCCAUGUUCAAAUGGCGGAACGUGUGUAGAUGAAAUAUCCAAUUAUCGUUGUGAAUGUCCAAAUGGUACAUAUGGUUUCAAUUGUCAAUUUCAAGAAAACGAAUGCUGGUCUAAUCCUUGUAUGCAUGGUGGUACAUGUCAUGAUAUGAUGGGAAAAUAUCGUUGUCAAUGUGCGGCUGGUUUUCGUGGUGAACAAUGUGAAAUUGUUAUUGAUCAAUGUCAAUCAAAUCCAUGUGCCAAUGGCGGUACAUGUUAUACAACAGAUUUGGCAAUCACUGGUUCGCCAUAUAAAUGCCGAUGCCCAAAAGGAUUCUAUGGUCCACGUUGUUUAUCCGAUUUGGAUGAAUGUGAUCCAAAUCCAUGUCUAAAUGGUGGCAUAUGUAAAGAUGAUGUUAAUAAAUUUCAUUGUCAUUGCAUGCCCGGCUAUACUGGUUAUCGUUGUGAAACAUCAUUGAAUCCAUGUUCACAAAUUUAUUGUCAAAAUGGUGGUACCUGUAUUAAUCAUCAAUCACCAUUUGGACAAUAUUCAUGGACAUCACCAUUCCAUUGUCAAUGUCGUCAACAAUAUUCGGGCAUCUAUUGUGAAAUUGAUAAUAGUAAAAAUUCAUUAAUGGAUCAAAAACGUCGUCAAGCAUGGCAAAGAUGUCCAAAAGCUGAUUUUUGUUAUGAACAUUUCUCCGAUAAUAUCUGUAAUGAAGAUUGUAAUAAUCGGGAUUGUUUAUUUGAUGGUUUUGAUUGUCGAUCAGCCAUAACGGAUCAAUCAGAUCAAUCAUCUUCACCGGGUAAUGGCCAUAAUCAUCAUCCUCAUAAUCAUCAACAACAACAAAACAAUAAUCCACAAAUGGUUAAUAAUCAUUCAACAUUUCAUUUUGAUCUUUGUAAUCGUGAUUAUAAUCCAUAUUGUGAAGACAAUUAUGCAAAUGGACAUUGUGAUCAUGGUUGUGACAUUGCAGAAUGUGCAUGGGAUGGUCUGGAUUGUGAAACCGAUCCAUCAUCCACCGAUUAUCUUCGCGGUGAAUUGAUUAUCGAUAUUAAUUUUCCAUAUAGCCAAAUGAAUGGCACGAAUGUUGCACAGAUUCCAUUACCAGUAAAACGUAUGAUAAGAAUGGUAUCAAUACUGAUUGGUUCAGUGUUACGAAUACGUGAUAUACGGGAAAACAAUCCACAUGGUACAACUAAAUUAAUAAUGGGUAUUGAUAAUCGAAAAUGUCGUCAAACUGGACAAUGUUUCGAGAAUAGUCAAGAUGUUGCAUCAUUUUUAUCCGUUUCACAGAAUAGACAAGCAUCACCAGUGAAACAAUUUCUACGGAAAUCUGGUAUCCAGAUGCAUUUCGAUGCCAAUGAUGAUGUUCGUGAUCGUUCACCAAUGGAUAAUGCUAAAGAUGCACAGAAUCUAACAUUCAUCGUCAUAUCAUUGUUAUUAUUGCUUUGUAUCGGAAUAUUACUUGGUGCAUUAGUAUCGAACAAUCGAAAGAAAGUUGCUCGUGGUAUUACCUGGUUUCCAGAAGGAUUUUUCACAAAUCAAAUGCCCAUCUCACGUAGUGCACGUCAUCAUUCAAAUACAAAUUCAACGGCUGCUGCUGCUUGUGGUGAUUUCAGCAGAUCACGUGGCCGUCGUGAAUCAAAUCUUCUUUCACAUUCAAAUUCAAUUCGAUCCGGUUGUCCGGAUGGACAAGAAAUGCGUCAAUUUAAAUCACCACGUGAUGAUUUGAUGGUGGAUGAGAAAAGUCAAUGUGCGGCUGUCAUCUAUGAAGAACCAUCGGAAUGUCGUUCAUGGUCCUCGGCACAUUAUGAGGCAUUUCAACCACAUGAUUCCAUGACACCACCAUUACCAACACCAUCGAUUGAUUCAAUUGGUCCGAAUGGAAUGACACCAUUAAUGGUUGCAUCAGCAUUUCCAAUGAACCUGAUGAAUGUUGAUAAUCCCGAUAUAUUAUGCGAUAGUAAUAAUGCCGUACAUGAUCUACUGAUGAAUGGAGCCAAUGUAUCAUUGACAUGUGAAAAAACACAUGAAACAUGUUUACAUCUAGCUGCACGUUAUGCACGUGCUGAUGCUGCUAAACGUCUAAUUGAAGCUGGUGCCGAUUGUAAUGCACAAGAUGCAACGGGACGCACACCAUUACAUUCUGCCAUUGCUGCUGAUGCACGUGGUGUUUUCGAGAUUCUUUUACGUAAUCGUACUGUUGAUCUGAAUGCCAGAACUAGUGACGGAACAACACCAUUGAUACUGGCUGCACGUAUGGCAAAUGAAGGAAUGUUGGAACAAUUAGUAUUACAUAAUUGUGAAUUAAAUAUUGCUGAUGAUUCUGGGAAAACUGCAUUACAUUGGGCAUCAUCAGUUAACAAUGUGGAAGCUGUACGUGUUUUACUUCAACAUGGUGCUGAUCGUGAUGCUCGAAAUAUACGUGAAGAAACACCAUUAUUUCUUGCAGCACGUGAAGGUGCAUAUCAAUGUGCGAAAUUAUUGCUUGAUUAUCAUGCUAAUCGUGAUAUAACCGAUAAUAUGGAUCAAUUACCAAGAGACGUGGCAUUAGCACGAAUGCAUACAGAUAUCGUAGAAUUAUUAGAUAAACAUGAACCAUCAACAUUACCGCCACCAAUUCAAGCUAUUAAUAAUAACAAUAAUUCCGGUAAUAGUAGCAACAAUGGUAGUGGAGGUGGUGGUGGUGGUGGUGGUAUAACAUCACCAAAUCCAAAUCGUAUGAUGAUGGUUACAUCACCAAUUCCGGUACAACAAUGGGGUACAUUGGGUAGAAAUACGGCACCCAGACGUAAUAAACAACAACAACAACAACAACACAAUCAUCAUAUGGCAAGUGGUCAACAUCAACAUCAAUCAAAUCUUAAUCUUGCCACUAGUAUUGGCAACAAAAACAACAACAAUAGCAAUGCAUCAUCAUCGAUAUUAAGUCCAACUGGUACAUUGAAAGGAACCAAAUCAUCAUCAUCUUCAUCAAAAAAUGAUUCAUCAUCAUCGACAACGAAGAAUGGAAAUCAAUCAAAUGUGCCACCGCCACCACCACCACCAAGAAAUUGUGUUGCACUUUAUAAUGGAUUACAUCAUUCAUCGAAUCCAUUGCAGCAACCAAUUUUAUUGUUAGGCUCUGGUGCACCAUCAACAACAACAUCGGCAACAUCGACAACAUCACCAACGACACCACCAUCAACCACAACAACAAUGGGUACUAAUUAUGAAAUUCUAACAUCAUCAUCUACAGCUGCAAAUGACAAUUAUUCACAACAUCAUCAACAACAGCAAACAUAUUCAAGCUCAAUAAAUUCUUCUUCUCAUCAACAUCAGGCAUCAUUUUCAUUAAAUGGAUCUCAACAACAACCUCAAACCUCAACAAAUCAUCAUGAUGAUGAUUCAAUAAUGACCAACACUGGUUUUAUUGGUCAUCAUCAUCAACAUCAAAUAAGUAAUAUGAGUACAGCAACAGCAAUGACAAAUUUAACAUCACCCACAUCCACUGCAUCAUCAUCAUAUUAUGGUCAUCAUCAUAAUCAUCAAACAUCACAAAUAUCAAAUCAUCAUCAAGAUUAUAAUAGUAUACAACAGCAGCAGCAGCAACAACAACAACAACAACAAUUGAUGGCUAUACAAUCAUCAGCAAUGAUAUCACCACCAUUAAUGAUAAAUGGUCAAACAACAACAACAAUAAAUAAUGGAUCAAGACCACCACCAGCAUAUAAUGAAUGUUUUCAUUUGAAACAAUUAUCAACAGCAUCGUCAAUGUCUAAUCAUCAUCAUAAUCAAUAUAAUCAACAACAGCAGCAGAAUAUUCACCAUAAUCAUCAUUUGCAACCAAUAGCUGUUGCACCACGACAACAAUUAUUACAGCAACAAUUACAACAACAAUGUGGUAUUGUAAAUGGUGGUUGUCAACAACAGCAGCCACCAACACCAACAGCAACAAUAGCACCGGCAUCAUUAUUAUCAUCACCAACAUCAUCGAAUACCACAAUGAUGGCAUAUCAUCAUCAAAAUAAUAAUCAGACUAUAUCAAGAAUACAACAACAACAGCCAUCUAAUAAUCAACAGGUAAACUCGACAACAACAACAACAACAACUUUAAUCCAGAAUCAACAACAAUCUCAACAACCACGGCCAUUAGAUUCAUACCCAACACCAUCACCAGAUUCAUGGGCAUCAUUAUCAACAUCAUCACCAUUAUCGGUAAUGAAUGAUUGGACAUCAGCUUCAAGUGGUGGUGGUACAACGACAACAUCAACUGCAGCAUCAUCUGUAUCUUCUUCAUCAUUAUCUGGAUCAUCAGUGACAACUGUUAUAAAUGGAACGGAACAACCACCACCAAAUAGUAGUAGUAAUCUAUUAUUAUUAAAUACAAAUGGACCACAACCAGGACAGACAGCAUUAUCAACUGUUACCGGCAAUGGUAAUAUUGGACAAAUGUUAUCAAUGGGUAUGAUUAUGUUAUCACCGACGAAUGCAACAUCAUAUCAAUCAGCAAUGAAUAUUCCAAAUAAUAAUCAAUCAUCUACAGCCACAACAACAACAACUGGCCGUCAACAACAACAACAGCAGCCACAACAAUCACAAACCGGUGCAAAUAUUUUGGCCACUACUGCUGCUGCCACCACCACCACCACCAUGACUGCCACCGAUAAUUCAUCAAAUAAUAACUCAUCAUCCAUUUAUCAUCAUCAUACACAUCAUCAGCCAAGAUUUCAACCAUCAUCAACACAGCAAGCUGUUUUUAUCUGAUAUUUUCAAACAAACUAAUUUCUAAUCAAUCAAUAUUUGCUCAUUAGAUUUUCAUUUUUUUUUCAAAUCACUCACUUUUAUCCACAUUUCUUUCUCCACUACAAUAACUCUUUGUAUACAUUUUAUUUUUUUUUAUAUAUAUAAAUGAAUGUCUCAUUUUUUUGAAAUAAAAUUUUUUAAAU
Messenger RNA from Dermatophagoides farinae (American house dust mite), 7083 nucleotides. RefSeq lists its product as uncharacterized. Gene Ontology annotation, biological process: Notch signaling pathway; multicellular organism development; cell differentiation. Gene Ontology annotation, cellular component: signaling receptor complex; plasma membrane; cell surface. The record is from RefSeq and is a predicted model, not a curated record. Lineage: Eukaryota; Metazoa; Arthropoda; Arachnida; Sarcoptiformes; Pyroglyphidae. Gene Ontology annotation, molecular function: calcium ion binding; protein binding.